AUGAGAUCAUUUUAUGUUAUUACAGUUAUGGUAAUCAUGCAGAAAGUGUCACUUUCAUUUUUUGGGGGGUUAGAAAGUUUAAUAAGUUACCUGCUUUUGCAGUGUAAAGAUCUGAUUAGAUGUUUCAUGGUCACAGAAUCAUAUAUACGUUCAACAUUAAAGAUUUAUUUUUCUAACUAAAAUAUGAAAACUGUUGUUGCACUGUGUGGAAGGUUACCAGAAUGAACAAAUAUUAAACUUUAAUGUUUGUUUCUGACCAUAUUACUGACACUUUACUCAAAAUGACAUUGUUUUUAUCUAAUUUCCUGUGAUGAAGCAGUUUUCUCUUGUCUGACUGGUUGGCUUCAGGUUGCCAUGAUUAGCAGCUGUCUAUAAUUAUCAAAUCAAGCCCAGGUUUGGGUUUUAGUCUUCUGAUCGGCUGCAAUAACAACUCAAGAGUGAAGAGUGAGUCAGCAAAACUCUGCUGUCACGGAGAUUACGAUGACAGUCCAGAAAUGUGUGCUCCUCUGGUGGCUUCUCAGCACUGCUGUACUUCACUCUGUAUCAGCCGGAGGUGCAUAUUGUGCUAAAACAGCGAGAGCUCGUGCAGCUGCCUUGGGUUUGACGUAUCCUGGAGUCCAUGGAGCCCCUGAUUUCUCCUCACCAGCUGUUCAUUUGUUGCCUCCUUUAACUUUUAGUUUUGAUCACCUGCCUCCAACUGAAUCUAAUAUGAACUCUUAUGAAGAUGAUCAUAAGAAAGCCCCCUCUGAUAACCCUCACGCCAGGGACUCUGGUAGGUUUCCGUUUAGCCAUGGUCCAUUCCCACAAGCCUCAAGGGGACAGAUGGCUGACCAAAUAUUCGGCGUUCCUCAAGGUCUGUUGGACAGAAAGCCUGAGUCCAGUUUGGAGGAGGUCAACCAUGUUGCCCUACCAACACUCGCCAAAGCCUCCAGCCGUCCUGACCCGAUGAAUCUGCACCCUCAAGGUCGCAGAAAGCCGUUUCUGUUCAGACGCAGCAAAAACAACCCUGCCGGUGACGAGUUUGCCCCAAAUAGACGUGGCAUGCCUUUGACUGGACAUGCCCCGCUGCUAACCUGGGGUCAUGCCGCUUACCAAAGUGGAAUUAACCCUAAAGUUCCCCUUUUGCAUUCUGCUCGCUUCCUCCAGAGACAGCGUGGCUGGGCUCCAGUGCGUGGCUUUUGGAAAGUGGUCAAGCACCCUGACCAUCUUGCUAAGAAUCUACACGGGAGAGUUGGUGUGAGGCCUCCUAUUCAAGGUAGAGCCAUCUUACAAGGCUUGGGAAAAACAAAGUAAGGUGCUCUUGAAAUGAGUGUGAAGGAAAGGGCCUGAUGUAUAGCACAGCUGUCUUGUCAGAUAGUGUCACUGUGACAUGAGUUAACAGGCAUUUUAAGGGCUGUAUGUGUGGGUGGUGGGGUAGCAUAACUUCUUCUGCAAGUGUUUAGGCACUACUGCAACUUUAUGUGCAGCCUUAUAUCUGUACAAGUUCAUGUUCUGUUGCUUUCUCAUCUGUAACUCCAAAACAAGUCAUAUCACACCUUCUCUUGAAUAUAAAAUUGUUCCAAAUUGUCAA
Xiphophorus hellerii (green swordtail) is the source of this 1570-nucleotide messenger RNA. RefSeq lists its product as uncharacterized. The coding region runs from base 481 to 1293 and encodes 270 amino acids. The record is from RefSeq and is a predicted model, not a curated record. The transcript has 3 exons. NCBI's taxonomy places the organism in Eukaryota, Metazoa, Chordata, Actinopteri, Cyprinodontiformes, Poeciliidae.